Messenger RNA from Fopius arisanus, 585 nucleotides. RefSeq names its product insulin-degrading enzyme. The annotation marks the transcript as partial. The transcript is spliced from 3 exons. Lineage: Eukaryota; Metazoa; Arthropoda; Insecta; Hymenoptera; Braconidae. The record is from RefSeq and is a predicted model, not a curated record. Gene Ontology annotation, biological process: peptide catabolic process. Gene Ontology annotation, cellular component: cytosol; mitochondrion. Gene Ontology annotation, molecular function: metal ion binding; metalloendopeptidase activity.
AUGAUUAAAAAUGACGCGGUUGUUGCUGGUGGUGGAGCUAUUGAAAUGGAACUCUCGAAAACUCGCAGGAAUCAUUCUAGAACAAUUGCUAGAACAAUUGCUGGAACAAUUGCUGGAACAAUUGCUGUACAGAGUUUAAACGAUCUAGAGGAGAUGAUAGUGAAGAUGUUCGUUGAAGUGCCGAAUAAAGGAGUCGAUGCCCCGGAGUGGCGAGAUCGUCCAUUCAACGAGAAUCAUUAUGGGCAUAAAUGGUUCAUAGUUCCAAUCGAGGACUUGAGAGCAAUGGAAAUUAUUUUCCCACUUCCUGACGUACGAGAGCACUAUAAAUUUGAUCCUGUAGAGUACGUCUCUCAUCUCCUUGGUCACCCAGGUGAUGGUUGGUUUCUAUCAGCCCUGAAGAAAAAGGACUGGUCGACUUUUCUAACUUUUGAAAACAAACAAGCUGCCGGAGGUGGAGUGAAUUCUUUCACUGUCACUGUUCAUUUAACAGAGGAGGGCAUGGAUCAUAUCGACGAUAUCGUUUCCCUCAUGUUCCAGUGCAUCAAUAUGCUGAAAACUGAAGGUCCUCUUCAAUGGCUUUUUGAG